Alexandromys fortis (reed vole) is the source of this 4411-nucleotide messenger RNA. RefSeq lists its product as uncharacterized. The record is from RefSeq and is a predicted model, not a curated record. Bases 1946 to 3484 code for a protein of 512 amino acids. The transcript is spliced from 13 exons. Lineage: Eukaryota; Metazoa; Chordata; Mammalia; Rodentia; Cricetidae.
GCUACAUAAAACACCGUCCCCAAAAAAGAAAAAAAUGAGAAAUAUAUAGUAAAAUAGUUAUGAAGCAGGGCAUUAAUGAAUCUUUUUUUUUUUUUAAAGUGGGGAGAGGAACCAAAGGAAUAAGAAUGGCCAAAAGUUGGUAAAUGACGAAGCUGGUCACUUGAGGGUUCACUAUACUCCUUUUCCCACCACUGUGCUAUGUCCUAACGUUUUCAGAAAGGGGGGGGAUAACCCCCGAAGAGAAGCGAGUGUCACUUCCUUCGAGAGGUAACCUGUCCAGAGCCACUGGCCACCCCACCCACAGAUGAGGGGCAUGAAUUAUUAAGGGGAAUUUGAGAGGCUCCAUAGCCAUGGAGUCUGGAAAGGUGGUGAGCACAGGGGCUGCUACGGGCCAGGCAGCUCUGUGCCCUCAAGGGGCUCACACCAUCUCUCUCAUCCCACCCGCCACACUGAUUGUGGUGGUAGAAGUGGAGCAGGGUCAAGGAUCAAGUAAGAAGCUUUGGGGGUUUGAGGGUGUAGCUCAGUUGGUGCUUGCCUAGCGCAAGUGUGCCCAUGCAUGAAUCUGGGUUGGAUUUACCAGCGCUGUGGCUCUUCCCUGUAAUCUCAUUAUUGGGAAGAUGAGGAAGGAGGAUCAGAAGUUCCUCCUCCCAACUGGAACACUACUACACAAGAGGUCUGUCCUUGGUUUGAGUUGGCUCGUAGAAGCAGGAGAACAAGCAUGAGUUCAAGCUAAUCAGAGGCCAGCAUGGUGUGCACCCCUGGACACCCAGCACUUACAAAGUAGGGGUAGGGGAUCAGGAUUUUAAUGCAAGCCUCAGCUCCAUGAAACGCUUAUCUCAACACCACUUAUACCUGCCCGACAAAAGGAACAAAGGUUAGACUUCAUACCUGAUUCUUUCCUAGUGUUGAAGACCUUUGGACCACAUUGUAAACUGAGAAGAGACAAACAAACCUGUAGAAAAACAGCUUUAGAACAUCUUGUUCUGUGACUAGCAAGAAGUACUUGUACCAAACAAUACAGCUGGUCGUAUCUUCCUAGAGGACCCUGUCCAGGGGUGAGGACUGUGAUGAUGUUGCAAUUUCCAUUUACCCACAGUGAUCUGGCAACUGACCACAGGCUAGAUCUUUCACAUUCACUCUCUACUUUAGGAAAUGAAUGUGGAAAUUCAAGUGUGUUAAUACCACAUCCAAUAAAGGUCAUAAAGCCCAGCAUAGUGGCCUGUGCCUGAAAGUUCCUCCUAAGGUAGAAAGAUCACUUGAGCCAAGGAGCUCAAUACCAAUCUGAACAAAAUAAGAAAUCCUUCAUAUCAAAACUUGUGUAAAAAAGAAGAAGAAGAAGAAGAAAGCACUGGGAAUAUAGUUCAGUGGUAGAAUACUUGCCUAGUAUAUAAGAGGUCCUAGGUUUGAUUCCCUAAACUACAUUGAAAAGAAAAAAAGAAGGCAGGGCGAGAGUCAGGGCUAAGCCAGCUCAGGCUGGAGGUGGGGGGCAAGGGCAAGACUUGGGAGCCCCAGAGCUCAUCUUCUCUCAAGAAAACCUACAUGAAGCCUACCCCUCCCAGGCCUUAAGGAGAACCAAGGCCCUACACUUGUAUUGGAGGGAUCCAAGAACCUUCGCCUUCUCCAGCCAGGCACUCUGGAGCCUCAGGUAGAUGGUGUGGGAUGAGGGGAGCAGAGGAAGCUGAAAAUGCCGCUACUGACACCGCUUGUGUCCGUAGGAACACUGCUUCGUCUUUGACAGAGUUCUGGGUCCUGGUGCUGCUCAGGUAUGGGGUUCUGAGAAAGGGGCGGGAGGAGAAGGAAAGCUCGCAGUCCUCUGCAUCCUGGGAUUCUGACUGGUCCAGUCCUUUUGCUCAGAGCAGGCUGUAACAAGUCCCCUGACACAGAGGGGCGUGCCUGUGUGUUCCUACAGGAAGCAGAGCAGGAGCUGUUGACACAAAUUCAGCCUAUGCUGGCCUCCGUGGGACAAGGGUACGAUACAACCCUGCUGCUCCGGGGCCGGGAAACAGAGGCACCCCGGUUUGUGACUCAGGUGCUGCAGAUGCUGUUUGAGGAGGCUCUGCCUCUCUGCAACUCUGGUCCUGUGCUUUGUACUCUCAGCCUGGUGCAGAUUAGCCUCAGCGGGCAGACUCAGGACCUGCUCUCCCCAUGUAUGGAGGACCUGCCAGUACUGAAUGUGGCUCCUCUGGGCUUGGUGGUGAAAGAUGCCAGAGAGGUAGAGGUGUCUGAUGCCCGAGCUGCCUCUGAACUGUACCUGAAGGCUGCCAGGAGUGAAGGCAGGGCCUGCUCUCUGCUCACUCUUACCAUGUCCCGCCCGGGACCUGAGACCCGGCAAGUGUGUCGAGGUACCUUGAGGAUCAUGCAGCUUCCAGGAGACCCAGCCUGCCCCCUGCUGCGAGUGCUGGCUGGUGAGGCUGCUGGGGAGGAGGAGGGCUCUCUGCCCUGGAUUGUGUCCUGGCUCCUGGAGGGAAGCAGCUACAGUAGCCUCCUUCUUCGUCUGGAACCGCAAGAUAGCUCCCUGAGUUUGCUCCAGGCUGCUCUAUUGGGGGCCUCAGAAAAGAGGGUACAGGCAAAAGAGGUGAGACCCACCCUGUGGAACCCAGUAGAGGAGACGAGGGCCCGUAGGGCCACCUUGAAGACUCUGCGUUUAGGGCUCCUCGGAGACACCUUGACAGAUGCUGGGUUGAACCAAGUAGUACGGACACUCUGGGAACUACAGGUGGUAAAAGCCUGGGACCCAAGAAACCUUGCACCCAAAGGGGCUGGAGCUGAGGCUGCGGGGCUCCUAGAACCACAGGUUAAAGGUGAGCCACUGAGUUACAGUGAGCAGGGAAGACAUUUCGUUCCUUUCUCAGAGGCAAGAAGAGAAUUUCUAGGGUCUGGUCUCCACCAAAAACAUCGUCUCAAGUACUCUGAGGAACAGGCCCAUCAGGCCCCAGAUGUGCCCCUACAGUUCUUUCUGGCCCAGGCUCGGAGACAGAGACUUCGAGAGGAACACCAGAUUUGGAUACAGGAAGAGCUGAAACAUCUGGAACAUCAGGAGGAAGUAGCCUGUAAACAGAUCAAAGGCAUAGUAGCAGAAGAGGCUUGUGACGAGAGAGAGAGGCAGUGGAAGGAGCUGACAGGGCUGAAACUUCAGGUGGAAGCCCUGCAGACAGAACGGGACGUGGCGGAGCAGGAUCUGGUGGCCCUCUAUGAUUUGUAUGUGCAGGCUACCCGAGCUCGGACAUGCCACUUGCUGCAGGUAUUUCGAGCCUGGCAGGGGCUGUGGGAGGAGAAAGCCAUGGCCACAGAACGCCGUCACCGAAGCCUGCUGGCUGGAGUCCUCCAAGACAACAUUGACCUGGCCUUGAAGACCCAGGAGCUCCAGGCCAGGAACCAGCAGCUUGAGCAGAGUGCAGCCAGGGCCGGUUGUGUUGGAGUCCUGUAUGGAGAGGAGCCUGAUCAGGAACACUAUGGGGCUGCCUCCCUUUGUCCUCAUUCAUGAGGGCCCCAGAAGGGAGAGGAAGGUGGGGCAUAUCAAUCAAGAUGGCCCUCAUUACAGAUAAUCACCAUCAUCACUAAUCAUGUCUCCUUGUACCAAUCUCUGCUAAGCACCCAAUACCAAUUCAGCUCCUCUGGCUUUGUAGCAUUUGACCCUCAUUUCAGAGCUAACCUGUCCUAGUAACUGCCAAGGACAGUCAGCUAAGUAGCAAGGGAAGAGUCCUCUUCCCCCUCUUCCUCCUGUCAAGGGAUGGAACCCAGAGUCUCUGCAUGCCAAGUAUCUUCUCUACUUCUGAACUACAGAUUUAACUCUGCAACUUUUUCUUUUCUUUCAUGAGACUGGGUCUCGUGCAGUCCAGGCUGACCUGGAACUUGCUAUAUAACCAAGGAUGACCUUGAAUUACGGGCUCUCCCACCUCCUACUUCAGAGUGCUGGGAUUACAGCACGGCACCAGGACAACAGAAGCAGUCUUGUUUUGAAAAGUUCACCCAUUGUUCUAGGGAGCAGGGCCUGACAGUCCUCUGGCCAGGACUUCAAAGGACAGACAGCUACAGGUACUAGACGUGAAAGAAUCAGAGAGUAAGAGUCAACACAGUGGCUGGGUAUGGAGUCUCAUGACCAUACACUCUGCACGAUGGAGUCUGAGGUAGGACUGCUUUCCAUCUGAGGACACCUGGGCUAUAUAAUUCAUUCCAGGUCGGUAUGGACUAUGAUGUGAAACAUGUGUGGCCUGAAGUGUUUUCUAGACUAAGUUGUUCUGCUGAGCAGAGUAGUUUUCAGUCCCAAGAAUCUCUAAAUGCCUCAGGGCUUGUGAUUUUUAAAAAAAGCGAUUUUUGUUGUUCUUUCUUUCAGUGUUGGAGAUCGAACACAGGGCUUACACAUGUAGGCAAGUACUUGUCUUUUUGAACUACAAUCUCAGCCCCCCCCCUU